AUGGCCGUUGUACGUCUCCCUCUGGCCUUCUACGACGCGAAUGUGUUAUCUCUGAGUGCUUAUUGUGACAACAGAUGGUACAAAUUCUGCGCCGAGCAUACACUCAUUAUCUUGAGAACCCGCCUAGAGCCGAGGUGGUACGUCAUCUGCUGUGCCUGCAAGAGCCGAAACAUCGUUCUGAGUCUGCAUACAGGCGAUGAGCUCGGAAAUCCACGCCGGUGGGAAACCACGGCUGCUCGCCGGGAGAAAUUUCUGGAAGAAGAGUGGGGCUGCUGGUCGAUGAGUUCGCUGCCGCAGGUGCGCGCUCCUGCUUCUUCUCCUCUCGCUGAGAACGCUCGUUCAUCCGCUGACGUCUCCUUGCCCCUUCGUCACACGCCCCGCCGGCCUACUUCUCCGCCGACCAGCACCGGCAUACAGACAGAGACCCCGCAGAGCGCGGUCCCAGUUUCGCACAUUGCCUCGUGCCUAUCACUUUUGCAUUGUCGCGUCGAUCUCACGCGCCUACACUUGCCUGGCUUCGGACAGUCUGACCCAUCAUCUGCCCAUCGCCGAGCGCCCGCCUGCUCAUGCACCGUCCUGAAUUCUCAGCCUCGCUCUGCUCCCCGAGGUCCACUGACGAGUCCUGAAGAAUAUUUACAAGCACCUCGGUUGUCUCUGUCAUCCGAACGGGCUGGAAGACCUGAGGCCGAGUGCGCGUGGCCACCCAAGGAUUGUGCGGAGCUCUCCCUUCUCCAGCUCCGUUAUUCGGGCCUCACCUCCUUGGUUCGCGACCCCUUCGCCGCUUUUUAG
Phanerochaete carnosa HHB-10118-sp is the source of this 789-nucleotide messenger RNA. RefSeq lists its product as uncharacterized. The transcript has a single exon. Lineage: Eukaryota; Fungi; Basidiomycota; Agaricomycetes; Polyporales; Phanerochaetaceae. Bases 1 to 789 code for a protein of 262 amino acids. The record is from RefSeq and is a predicted model, not a curated record.